AUGCCGCGCAAAUCAACUCGCCACGAACAUUCUCCAUCUGAAGAUCUCGUUUCCAACUAUGACGAACAGCCGGGCGUCGUAGAACGCGUCGAGGCAACUGCAGCCGUCGCACGCGACAAAGGCAAGUUGUCGCCUUUGACACGUCGUAUAUAUAGGCUAAUUUCUUAUUUAAUCACCCUGUUAAAUCUUCUGCCCACCCCGGAUAUGAUGAUUUCAUAUCCAGUCGACGGCGUCAUCGCGCAAACGGGGAACAUUGCGAGAAAGUAUCUCCCGAGCGCGCUAUUCGACCGCAAGCCACAUGAAUACUAUCUAAUGGCAUACAACUCACUCAAUUUCAUCCUCUGGUCAUACCUCCUCGUCCUUGUCUCCGCUCACCUCCUCGAACCAACUCCGCCCGCUACAGUUCUCAACCCGACGCCUGGUCCUACAAAUACGGCCGGUACAGCUAGCCAGACGCUGGGAGCCUACCUGAAGAACCUAUUCACGCCGUUCUCACACAUCAAGACGACACCCACGGGCUUUUCGACUGUUACCUCGACCAAGGCAAAUGCCCUGCAAAAGGGGACAAAUUACCUCACCUCGCUCCUCCAUGCAUUUGUAGAGCGUAGCAGGACGACCUACAGCGCACGCGGAAUCGGCGUAUAUACCUUUAUUAUACAGUCCCUCGCUCUCCUCGAGGUGGUGCACUCCGCUUUGGGACUCGUAAAAAGUCCUGUCCAGACAACCGCCAUGCAAGUCGCGAGCCGUCUCGCCGUCGUCUGGUGGUUCGUCGAAGGCCAGCCCACUGCGCGGAUCACCCCAUUCUACACGACGAUGCUCAUCGCGUGGUCGCUCUCGGAGAUGAUUCGUACAACGUAUUACACUGCGUCGCUCUUCAAUGUUGUCCCUCCCCGUCCGACGACAAACCCCUACGUAGCAAAGGCAGUCGAUAUCCUCACCAAUAUCCGGUACUCUGCAUUCUACGUUCUCUAUCCUUUGGGAUCUGGUAGCGAGUACAUGUGCAUGCUCAAGGGCUUCCCGUCGUUCCCGAGCAAGGCUGCUGCGUUGACGAGCAAAGAGGGCUGGAAGGCCAUCAUCUCUCGCAACCCACCUGCGUGGCGCGUCCUCUUUGAGCGCGUCAAGCUUUGGAUCUACAACUGGGAUGCCGCCGCUUGGACGCGUGUGCCAUUCGUCUUCAUCUGGCCAGCUGGUUUGUACAUUCUCAUGAGCUAUAUGCAUGUUCAGCGCCGAAAGGCACUUGGACGUGGACCAGGACGUAGCAUCAACGGCGGUCGUCUUCGCGAUGUUGGUGGAAAGAAACGGGUCUGA
This is a messenger RNA of Serendipita indica DSM 11827, 1308 nucleotides long. NCBI's taxonomy places the organism in Eukaryota, Fungi, Basidiomycota, Agaricomycetes, Sebacinales, Serendipitaceae. The record is from the annotation of a GenBank genome assembly.